This is a messenger RNA of Oncorhynchus masou masou (cherry salmon), 759 nucleotides long. RefSeq names its product sericin-1-like. The record is from RefSeq and is a predicted model, not a curated record. Bases 62 to 529 code for a protein of 155 amino acids. NCBI's taxonomy places the organism in Eukaryota, Metazoa, Chordata, Actinopteri, Salmoniformes, Salmonidae. The transcript has 2 exons.
ACUAGGACCAACACCUCAUACUGUGCCAAACCAAACCCGAGUGAAAGUGAAAAAAAGAGUAAUGACGUUGGGUCCGGGAACUGCUACAGGCUCUCAUGCCUCAACCAGAUCGCCAGGCUCCCCUGCCUCAGCCGGCACGUCGGGCUUUCAUGCCUCAGACGGAUCGCCAGGCUCCCCUGCCUCAGCCGGCACGUCGGGCUUUCAUGCCUCAACCAGAUCGCCAGGCUCUCCUGCCUCAGCCGGCACGUCGGGCUUUCAUGCCUCAACCAGAUCGCCAGGCUCUCCUGCCUCAGCCGGCACGUCGGGCUUUCAUGCCUCAGAUGGAUCACCAGGCUCCCUUGCCUCAGCCGGCACGUCGGGCUUUCAUGCCUCAGCCGGAUUGCCAGGCUCCCCUGCCUCUACUGAUCUGUCAGGUUCCCGCGUCCCAGCUGACUCGACAGGUUCCCGUGCCUCAGCUGUCGUGACAGGUUCUCACACAUCAGCAGGGGUGACCCGUCCGCUCCUGAUCCCUCAGGUUCGUCCCCUUUGACGGCGUCCUGCGGCUGGAGCCGUGCAUUGGGGAGGGGGUGCUGGCACGUAUACUGACCUCUCUGGCCUCUAGGUUAUCAGGCUGUUGAUUAUCCCACACACCUGUCACCAUCGUCUUGCACACCUGCGCCUCAUGACUCUCACCUGGACUCCAUCACCUCCUUGAUGAUCUUCCCUAUAUCUGUCACUCCCUUGGUUCUUUCCUCAGGUGUUAUUGACUCUGUUUCAUUG